This is a messenger RNA of Thyridium curvatum, 1161 nucleotides long. RefSeq lists its product as uncharacterized. The coding region runs from base 1 to 1161 and encodes 386 amino acids. Lineage: Eukaryota; Fungi; Ascomycota; Sordariomycetes; Thyridiales; Thyridiaceae. The record is from RefSeq and is a predicted model, not a curated record. The transcript has 4 exons.
AUGGCAAUCAAGGUCGCAUCGGACUUUGGAGGCGGCAGCAGCGUUGUGGUGCGCGAUGAUCACCAACCAGAAGAGGAGUUCGUGUCUGGAAUCGAGGGCAACUACCCAAUCCAUCAGACCAUCUUCAAGGCUAUGCCCCCGGGCACCAAGAUCAUCUCUGCCGUCUCAUCUGGCGUGUCUGCCUGGGCUAAAACUGCCAAGGUCACAGUAAAAGAGCCUGAUGGCAGCCAGAAGAGAUACUUCCUCAAGGUCGCCUGCGGAUGGAGUGCCAAAGCCCUGUGUGAGGGCGAGUAUGAAUCGCAGCUUGUCAUUGAAGAGGCCGUAGGCCCUGGCUUCGGUCCAAAGGCCCGCGCAUGGGGAGAAUAUGACUACAACAACACUCACUACUACUUCUUCCUCGGCGACUUUCACGACAUGGACAUGGCCACAGCACCAGAGCCGGCCUCGUUUGUCGAGAAGAUUGCUAAUCUUCACCAGAGCAAAAGGUCACCCAAUGGAAUGUUUGGGUUCCAUUGCGCAACUGUCUGUGGACAGAUGCAGCGCACUGUACCGUGGGAGGAUACAUGGGCUGCCUCGUUUACCCACCUGUUGGAAGAUGUCAUCCGAUAUGACAACCAGGCCAACCCACCCUGGCCAGAGUACGACCGCGCCUGCAGGAUCGUCAUCAACAGGGUUAUACCUAGGGUCCUAGGGGCACUUCAAUCGGAUGGCCGUAUUCUAGAGCCUGUGUUGAUCCAUGGUGACAUCUGGGAGCAGAACGUGGGCAUCGACAUGGAAACCGGAGAGACUCUCAUCUUCGACCCCGGCUGCACGUAUGCCCACAAUGAGAUGGAGUUUGGUACCUGGAGAGGGUCCUGGGCCUCGUACUUCAACAAUCCGGUGUACCAGCGACUGUACCAAAUGCAUAUCCCGCCGUCUGAGCCAGCUGACGAAUGGGAUGACCGCAACCGCAUCUACGCUCUUCAUAUCAACAUCAACGAUUCUGCAGGCCAUCCAGGGAGUACAUCCAGACAAGUUGCCUAUAAUGACAUGCUAUUCCUCAUCGAGAAGUACUGUCCAGAGGAGCUCGAAGCGGACCCGGAGCUGGGCAAGUAUGACCCGCAGCAGGACAUCAGUGUCACAGGUGCUUAUGUCCCACAUAUCGUGCGUCAAUUAGAAUAG